UGCCUAAAACUUUUAUUUUGAAAUCGGAUUACCGGAAGUACCUCUUUGCCAGCAACAGUUGCUUGUUUCGGUUCUUAAAAAUGUUUCACGGUAGCACUGAACUCCUAUAGAAGUGAAUGGUGUUUUGUUCCUUUUCCAGGACCACUUCACUGUCACGUUAGCCUAAUGUAUUAGCAGAAAAUGUCGGAAGCGGCGUUGUAACAUUGUGUUUAUGAGAAUCGGAGAGGAUGACGGUGUGUAACUUCUUUCUACAAGGCCGAUGUCGGUACGGUGAGAAAUGCUGGGACGAGCAUCCACGGGGCGGCGGCGGUGGCGGUGGCGGGUAUGGUGGCGGCGGCGGCGGAUAUGGCGGCUAUAAUAACCGGCCACCACCGCGGUCCGGUAAUCGUGGAGGGUAUGGGAACAGGGUGUGGGUAAAUCCCUCACAGCGGUCGUCGGGUCGAGACUACAUCCAGUCCUCCACCUUCCCCAAGGGUGGGGACAGCGACUGGGGGAGGGGAGGGGGCGAAGAGAGGAACAACAAAAGCUCCAGCUUCAGCUUCUCCACCCAGAACAGAUACUCCACCCUGAAUACCCCACAGGGCGGGGGCAGUCACAGCCAAGGGGACGACGAUGAAAAAUAUGUGGAAACGGUCUGUCGGGAUAUGGAGUCGUGGGUGAGCUCCGGCCAGUGGCUCUUCUCCUGUUACUCACCACUCAAUGCCUGCCUCUCAGGGUUCACUGAGCUGUCUCCGGAGGAGCUGCGUUUGGAAUACUACACCAGCCAAGCCAGCGGAACCUUGCAGAACUACGCAGACACUGUCCAACAGCUGGCCAACCAGUGGAGAAGCAGAGUACAGGAGCUGACCACCCUCAAUUCCGCCACAAGGGCGGCGCUGAUCGCUGAACUGAAAAAUCCUCAGUCUGCAUCUCUGGGGUUUUCAACCACAGGUUCUGUCUUCGGAGCAGGUUUCGGCGCUGAUGGGUCGCAGGCCGCAGUCAGUACUGGCUUCGGUUCCGCCGCCUCCCCAGCAGGCCCAGCCGGCUUUGGCUCCGCCCCCUCUGCAGAAUCCUUCUCCUUCAGCAGUGGCUCCGCCCCCGCAGAGGUGUCACUCAGCGGUGGCUCCGCCCCCUCGGCAGCAUCCUUCUCCUUCAGCAGUGGCUCCGCCCCUGCAGCAGCAUCACUCAGCGGUGGCUCCACCCCCACGGCAUCAUCCUUUUCCUUCAGCGGUGGCUCCGCCCCCGCCCCCGCACCCGCCUCCUUCUCCUUUGCUAGCUCCUCCUUUGGCGCUCCGUCAGCCAAUAAAGACGCCCCUGCGGGAUUCGGGGCGCCUGCUUCGGAGUUCAGCUUCUCUGCCCCAGGGUUUGGGGUUUCGUCGGCCACGCCCCCUGCCACGGGCUCUUUCGGACAGGCAGUCAGUGGGGCGGCGCCCACUGUGGGGGGGGGUGCAGACCAGCUCUUCACCCCCCAGGGGGAACUCACCUCUGAGGAGCUGAAGGAGUUCGCAGGCAAGAGGUUCACCCUGGGCCUGGUCCCCCUCAAACCACCCCCUGCUGACCUGCUGGUGGUAUAGCAGCACCAGACUGCCCCCUGCUGACCUGCUGGUGGUAUAGCAUCACCAGACUGUCCCCUGCUGAUCUGCUGGUGGUAUAGCAUCACCAGACUGCCCCCUGCUGACCUGCUGGUGGUAUAGCAGCACCAGACUGCCCCCUGCUGACCUGCUGGUGGUAUAGCAUCACCAGGCUGCCCCCUGCUGACCUGCUGGUGGUAUAGCAUCACCAGACUGCCCCCUGCUGACCUGCUGGUGGUAUAGCAUCACCAGACUGCCCCCUGCUGAUCUGCUGGUGGUAUAGCAUUACCAGACUGCCCCCUGCUGACCUUCUGGUGGUAUAGCAUCACGAGACUGCCCCCUUCUGACCUGCUGGUGGUAUAGCAUCACCAGUCUGCCCCCUGCUGAUUGGUUGGUGGUAUAGCAUCACCAGGCUGUCCCCUGCUCAUUGGUUGGUGGUAUAGCAUUACCAGACUGCCCCCUGCUGAUCUGUUGGGGUAUAGCAUGUGCUUCAGACAGCUGGGGUGUAUGGGUGGAGGGGAGGGUUCUAUCUUCUUUGAUAUUGUUUUGUUUUUAUUGGGUAAAUAAAUGAUUAUUUGAAUU
Messenger RNA from Anguilla rostrata (American eel), 2132 nucleotides. It is a transcript of the gene nup42, whose product is annotated as nucleoporin 42. The record is from RefSeq and is a predicted model, not a curated record. Gene Ontology annotation, cellular component: nuclear envelope. NCBI's taxonomy places the organism in Eukaryota, Metazoa, Chordata, Actinopteri, Anguilliformes, Anguillidae. Gene Ontology annotation, molecular function: metal ion binding; nuclear export signal receptor activity. The transcript is spliced from 8 exons. The coding region runs from base 228 to 1553 and encodes 441 amino acids.